This is a messenger RNA of Balearica regulorum gibbericeps (East African grey crowned-crane), 2269 nucleotides long. NCBI's taxonomy places the organism in Eukaryota, Metazoa, Chordata, Aves, Gruiformes, Gruidae. The record is from RefSeq and is a predicted model, not a curated record.
AAACUUCAACUCCCUCAGUAAAGAAAAUGUGUACGAGAAUAACAAGUUGGCAUUUCGAGUGGCGGAGGAGGAGCUGGGGAUCCCAGCCUUGCUGGAUGCAGAGGAUAUGGUUGCUCUGAGAGUACCAGACAGGCUGAGCAUCCUCACCUAUGUUUCUCAGUAUUAUAACUACUUCCAUGGACGGUCUCCUAUUGGAGGCAUGGCUGGAAUCAAGCGUCCUUCCUCUGAACCUCAGGAGCAGCCUCUUGGGAAGAAAGCUGUUUCAGAGCCUCCUAAGCCAGUGCCACCAAAACUGCCUCCUGCCCACCCGCCAGCCAGAGCUAAGCCAAAAGAAGCCUCCCCAGUUACCACGAAAGGAGUCCUGGCGGAGAGUGGGAAUAUCCCUAGCAGCAGCUGUGGGAUCUGCAGGAACCAUGUGCACCUGGUGCAGCGGUACUUGGUUGAUGGGAAGCUCUAUCACAGGAACUGCUUCAGGUGCAGGCAGUGUUGGAACGUGCUUCUUCCUGGAAGCUACAAAGCUGGGCCUGAGCCCGGUACAUUCAUCUGUACCAGCCACCAGCAAUCAGAUGGCGUCCAGAUCUCUGGUCUCCGCAGCACCGGGAACAAACCUGAGAGUACCCCAGCCCCUACUGCUUCCAGGGCAUUCCAGAAAGCAGCAGAACCCAAGAAACCGGAACAGGUGUUGAAGAAACCCAGCCAGGAAGGCCUUGCUAGUUCAACCAAGCCAUCUGUUUCAUCUUCUGGAAGCUCUGGCUUCAAAAGUGUAAAUACUCCAUGGUCCUCUUCAGCUGUAAAUAAAUCAGAUGACUGCAAAGGUACCCCAUUGGGAAGUAAAGCAGAUCACCAUGAAGGUACUCCAUCAGGGCUUCUUUGGACAACCUCCACAACAAAAACACAGCAAGCCCGAGAAAAUUUUUUUCGGUCAUUAGAGUCCUCCAGCAAUAAAACCUCUGACACUAAAAAACAAGUCCCUUCUUCUCAUGGCCCUGGUAAGACUGCCUCUGCCAGAACCACUGCUGAGGUCAGUCCAGUGAAUGCUGAGAAGGAUCAGGCACGUAACCAUAUUAUACAGGCUCUGGCUGGAUCAAACACCUCUCCAAACAGGCUAGGAGGACUCAAUUCCACUGGCUCCUCAGUGUCCAGCAGUGGCAAGUUUUCUCCCACCAGUUCUCAGUGGCAGAGUCCAGCUGCAAAAGCACAGUCCAGCAAAACAGGGUACACAGCACUAAAACAGGAAAAGAUUACAGACCCUCUGCCCAAGAGCCAGGCUGCCAGCAAACCUGUUGACUCCGUGCACAAGCCAGAGUCGAAAGGCAUCAAAGGAAGCAUGAGUGUUGGUGAAGACAAGUCUGAGAACCCAGCAGAGUGGAGAUCUCGGUUGAAGCCCGUAGCCAGCAAAGACCAAGGUGGCUCUAAGAAAUCUACUGAUAACUCCCAGGUGGGAACAGGGAGCCCAGCACACAAGGAGACAAAGCCAAGUCCAUUAGUUGUCCCAUCAGCAAAGCAGGACUCUGCUUCAUCUGGUGGAUUCAUGAAGAAGUUGUUGAUCCCCAGCUCAGAUCUUGUCAGGAGCUGUCAGAAUUCAAAGCAAGGCUGGGAAGACCCUAGGGGCUCUGCCAAGAAGGAGGAAGAGGGCAACCAGUUGAAGAAAAGCACUACCACAUUUAAACCCUCUGUUCCGGAAAGUACCCAGAGCCCUGCAGUGGUGUCCCCAACCAAGCUACACCCAGACUACCUCCCCGAGGAGGAAAUCCAGGAGAAGGUGCGUGACAUCGAGAAGCAGCUGGAUGAGCUGGAAUUGAAAGGAGUGGAUCUGGAGAAGCAGCUGCGUGGCUGCGAGGGAGAUGAAUCUGAGGAUGCCCUCAUGGUGGAUUGGUUCAAACUGAUCCAUGAGAAACAGCUGCUGCUCAGACAGGAAUCGGAGCUGAUGUACAAGAUGAAACAGCAGAAGCUGGAGGAGCAGCAGUGGAACAUUGAGACAGAGCUGCGACACCUCAUGAGCAAGCCAGAGGAGCUGAAGACACCCAGGGAGAAGGAGCGAGAGAAGGAGCUGCUGGAGUCGUACCUGAACACAGUCAAUGAUCGGAAUAAUAUUGUGGAGUGCCUGGAUGAGGACAGACUCAGAGAGCAAGAGGAGGACCAGAUGUUGGCAGACAUGAUCCAGAGGUUGGAUGGAUCUCUUGAGAGCCAGGAGCCAGAGAAGAAGAAGAACAAGUUCCAUUUGUCCAAAAUAUGGAAGCAGAAAAAUAAGAGUAAAGCUCAGGAGUGA